ACCAUAAAUCAGUUGAGUGUAAUUAAAUAUUCCCUCUGCAGACCCACGAGUGAGACACGCGCACUAAGUUCUUAUUAUCACGGAUGCUCGUGCCCGCUCCGCCCCACACUUAGAAUAAAUGCAUGUGUGACUGCAGGGAAAGUGGACGCUUUUUUUUUUUGCCUUUUUUUUCUUGUGUUUGUAGUGAACCGGAAACCUGCGGGGCUCGAACCCGCGGUCACUCGACGGCUCCGCAGGACGCAGACCUGAGCGCCGCGGCUUCUCCGACUGUUGCCGAGGAAACAUCGUCCACCGCCGGGAACCAGGAGCCGCAGGAUCCCGGGCAGGACCCGCAGAGAGUCUGACGGGCUGCUAGACUCCUCUCCAUCAUGCCGUCCCGGCCCCGCCCCGCGCUGCUCCUCUUCCUGCUCCUGGUCCUGUGGAUGGAACCCUCCGUUGCCACGGACAACAUCACGGACAGUCUCCAAACGGUCACUCUGGCGGCCAUCUUGCCGCUGACUAACACAAACUACGCGUGGGCGUGGCCUCGCAUCGCCCCGGCCCUUUACCAGGCCAUCGGCCGGGUGAACUCUGACCCCCGGCUGCUGCCGGGCCUGCAGCUCCAGCUGGUCCACGGCAACUCGGAGAACCGGGAGGGUUUCUGCUCCGACUCCAUGGCCCCGGUGGCCGCCGUGGACCUGAAGCUGUCCAGCGACCCCUGGGCCUUCUUCGGACCCGGGUGCGACUACUCGUCCUCCCCCGUGGCUCGCUUCACCACCCACUGGAAGGUUCCCAUGGUGACGGCCGGGGCCCCCGCCAUCGGCUUCAACCUGUACGCGGCCGUCACGAACACCGGCCCCACGCACAAGAAGCUGGGAGAGUUCAGCAUGAAGAUCCAGGAGACGUUCGGCUGGCGGCACGCCAUGCUCAUCUUCAGCGACAACAAGGACGCCAACGAUGACAAGCAGUGCUACUUCGCCGUGGAGGGGCUGUACAACCUCAUGAGACAGCACAACAUCUCCAUCUACGACUACUUCCUAGGGGGGGAUGUCAACUACAAGCUGAUGGUCCAAACCAUCCGAGACAACGGCCGAGUGGUGUACCUGUGCUGCUCCUGGGACCUGUUCAGGACUCUGAUGGUGCAGCUCUGGAAGGAGGGGGUGGAUCUGGAGAACUACGUCUUCUUCUUCAUCGACCUGUUUGGAGAGAGUUUGAGGGGGGGCCGACCCGUCCGGCCGUGGUUCAGAGGAGACCAGGACGACUGUUCAGCCCGCCUGGCCUUCAGGAGUGUGAAGGUGCUGAGCUACCUGGAGCCCCAGAAUUCAGAAUAUCCCCAGUUUGUGGAAGAUCUGAAGAGGGAUGCAAAGAAAAUGUUCAACUUCACCAUCGAAGAUUCUCUGUACAACCUGAUCGCUGGAGGGUUCUAUGAUGGAGUCAUGCUGUACGCUCAGGCUCUGAACGAGACGCUGACUGAGAUGAAACCCCGUACAGUCCCGUUGAAGAGACCCGAGGAAGACGUGGUGACCCGGAAGAUGUGGAACCGGACCGUCCCGGGAGUGAUGGGGAUGGUGGAGAUGGACGAGUUUGGAGACAGAGAGAUGGACUUUGCCGUGUGGGACAUGACGGAUGUGGAAUCUGGAGAGUUUCAGGUGGUGAGUGUGUAUAACAGCAGCAUGAAGCAGCUGAUCCCGCAGAAAGGUCUGGACUUCCAGUGGCCCGGCGGCUCUCCCCCUCCAGACAUCCCCGAGUGCGGCUUCAAAAACGACAUGCCGGCCUGCCUGACACGUACAGUUACAAUGCAUCAAAUGGUUGCCAUGGUGAUCUGCUUUGUCUUUGUUAUCAUCGUCACCAUCACUAUCUUCAUCUACAGGAAGCUGAAGCUGGAGAGUGAACUAGCAGCUCAGCUGUGGAGAGUUUACUGGGACGACAUCCAGAUGAGCAACCUGGAUAAAGUUCUGAGGAGGGCGUGCAGCCGACUCACCAUGUCUCUGAAAGGUUCCAACUACGGCUCUCUGAUGACCAUGGAGGGAAACUUUCAAAUCUACACCAAAACUGGAUACUACAAGGGAAAUUUGUCAGCAAUCAAGUACAUCAACAAGAAGCGCAUUGAACUGACGAGGAAGGUCCUGUUUGAACUAAAACACAUGCGAGAUGUUCAAAAUGAACACCUGACACGCUUCAUUGGUGCAUGUAUUGACCCGCCAAACAUGUGCAUCAUUACUGAGUAUUGUCCUCGGGGCAGCCUGCAGGACCUGAUGGAGAGUGACAGCAUCACUCUUGACUGGAUGUUCAGAUACUCUCUCAUCAUCGACAUCGUCAAGGGAAUGGCAUUCCUCCACAACAGUGUCAUCGUCUCCCACGGUAACCUGAAAUCAUCCAACUGUGUGGUGGACAGCCGCUUCGUCCUGAAGAUCACCGACUACGGACUGCAGAGUCUCCGGACCAGCAGCUGUCCUGACGACACACACGCCUACUACGCCCGUAAGUUGUGGACGGCUCCAGAGCUGGUGAGGGCGGAGUGUCCUCCGUCCUGUGGGACCCAGAAGGGAGACAUCUACAGCUUCGGCGUCAUCCUGCAGGAGCUGGCUCUGCUGAAAGGAGUGUUCCACCUCGACACGCACACCCUCACUCCUAAAGAGAUCGUCCAGACGGUGAUCCGGGGGGACGUGCCCCCCCUCCGUCCCUCCCUCUGCUUCCACAGCCACAGCGAGGAGCUGGGGGUCCUGAUGCAGCGCUGCUGGAGCGAAGAGCCAAGCGAGAGACCCGACUUUCACACCAUCAGGAUCCUGCUAAGGAAGCAAAACAGAGGUUAUGGCUCCAACAUCCUGGACAACCUGCUGUCUCGUAUGGAGCAAUAUGCAAACAACCUGGAGGAGCUGGUGGAGGAACGAACUCAGGCUUAUAAUGAGGAGAAACGCAAGGCGGAGGCGCUGCUCUACCAGAUACUACCACAUUCUGUAGCCGAGCAGUUGAAGCGGGGGGAGACGGUUCAAGCUGAGGCUUUUGACUCCGUCACCAUCUACUUCAGUGAUAUCGUUGGUUUUACUGCACUUUCUGCUGAGAGCACACCACUGCAGGUUGUGACCUUUUUAAAUGAUCUCUACACCUGCUUUGAUGCGAUCAUAGACAACUUUGAUGUUUACAAGGUGGAGACCAUCGGGGACGCCUACAUGGUGGUGUCGGGUCUGCCGGUCAGGAACGGGAAGCUCCACGGGCGAGAGGUGGUCCGGAUGUCUCUUGCCCUGCUGGAGGCCGUGAAGAGUUUCAAGAUCCGACACCGGCCCAGCCAGCAGCUCCGGCUCCGCAUCGGCAUUCACAGCGGUCCCGUCUGUGCUGGUGUCGUCGGGUUAAAAAUGCCCAGGUACUGUUUGUUUGGAGACACAGUCAACACUGCGUCACGCAUGGAAUCCACAGGAGAGGCCUUGAAGAUUCACGUAUCGGAGGCGACGUGUCAGGUCCUGCAGGAGUUCAGCUGCUUCCAGCUCCAGCUCAGAGGAGAGAUUGAAGUGAAGGGGAAAGGACGUAUGAGGACAUACUGGCUAUUAGGAGAAAAUGAUAAAAACUGACAAAGGGAUGGAAGAGACUCAAGGAGGACUCUGGGAAAGACUUCAUCUGAUGGAUGAAGGGCUAAGGAAAGACUGACAGGAAACGGCUGUAUUAAACCUGCCCAUCUCUCCAGUUGGAGGGGUAAAUGUGACGUCUUAAAAUGUUCAAGUCAGUGACUUACUGAACUGAGCUGGUUUCACCAGAAAUAAACUGUAGAGAAAAAGACAGACGAAUGAAUGUUUCACUGUAAAAUAAGUCAUAGAAAAGCAAGUUGUGUAAAUACAAAAAUAAAAUGUGUUGUUACAUGUGUGUUGAUGUUUCUUAAUAUUAAGCAAUAUAUUUGUAACUACUUUCUCCACUGAUAUGAAGACAUUUUUUGACUUGUCUAUAAGCAAGAAAACUACCAAAGCAAAAUUUGUAUAAUAUAUAACAAGAACUAAAGUUUGAAUGUCUUAACAUGGUGUCAGCAUCUUGUGAUAGAAAUAUCUUGCAUUUGGAGAACAAUACAAGGUAAUACCAGAAUCAUAACAGUUUGUGCAGAAACUCUCAGAUGAUACUUAACUGUGAGAUAAAAUAUCGAUAACAGAUUUAACCA
Cololabis saira (Pacific saury) is the source of this 4120-nucleotide messenger RNA. RefSeq names its product natriuretic peptide receptor 1a (gene npr1a). Gene Ontology annotation, molecular function: peptide receptor activity; protein kinase activity; guanylate cyclase activity. Gene Ontology annotation, cellular component: membrane. Bases 369 to 3545 code for a protein of 1058 amino acids. The transcript is spliced from 22 exons. Gene Ontology annotation, biological process: protein phosphorylation; receptor guanylyl cyclase signaling pathway; intracellular signal transduction. Lineage: Eukaryota; Metazoa; Chordata; Actinopteri; Beloniformes; Belonidae. The record is from RefSeq and is a predicted model, not a curated record.